Molecule: messenger RNA, 3276 nt
Organism: Wyeomyia smithii (pitcher-plant mosquito)
Lineage: Eukaryota; Metazoa; Arthropoda; Insecta; Diptera; Culicidae
Gene: Klp67A
Product: kinesin-like protein KIF18A
Exons: 5
Coding region: 395-3076 (893 amino acids)
Biological process (GO): microtubule-based movement
Molecular function (GO): microtubule binding; ATP binding; microtubule motor activity
Source: RefSeq, a predicted model, not a curated record
CUUGUUCUCCAUUUUAGAAAUUUCUCUUUCACUCUUACUCUAUUUCAUGAAAAGCACUGAGCGCAUCAGUCAAGGACAUCGCAUCGAAGAACGAAAGAAAAACAAUAAACGGUUUAUUUUCUUAAAGACUGCCAAGAAGUGCAACUGCCAUUCGGGAACGGCUACGAAUAACCAAGAAAGUCAACUUAAGCGCUUCAGCAGAUAACAAAUUUAUCCAGAUUAUAUCAAAGCAGCGGUGAACGAAACAGUUUUUGCGCUGGCAAACCAACGGCAGAAAAAACAACGAAAACUAAGGAAGCUGUGUUUGAAGCGGGUAAAAGUCUGCAGUGUUCCGGCAAAAUAUAGAAAUUGACCAAAAAGUCUGCAGUGUUCCGGCAAAAUAUAGAAAUUGACCAUGAGUAGUACAAAUAUUCGCGUUGCUGUUCGUGUUCGACCGUUCAAUAAACGUGAGCUCGAGCAAAAUCAGCGAAAUAUUAUAAAGGUUCUGGACCGCACAACGCUAAUGUUUGAUCCGGAUGAGGAUGAGGAUGAAUUUUUUUUCCAUGGGAUGAAACAAACUCAUAGGGAUAUAACCAAACGAGUUAAAAAAAAGCUUUCUAUGGAGUACGACGAUGUGUUCGAUGCCGAAGCCACCAACGAGAACAUAUUCCAAAACUGUACCAAACCGCUUGUUCAAUCUGUCAUGAAUGGUUAUAAUUGUUCAGUAUUUGUAUAUGGUGCAACCGGAGCGGGAAAAACAUUUACUAUGCUUGGUGCAGAAGACUGUCCAGGAAUAACAUUUCUUACUAUGAAAGAUUUGUUUCGACAGAUAGAGGAAUUGAGUAGUGUACGAAAAUUUGAUAUAGGAAUCUCUUAUUUGGAGGUUUAUAACGAGCUCGUUAUGAAUUUACUGACGAAGUCGGGUCCACUCAAACUUCGUGAAGAUAGCAGUGGAGUCGUCGUAAGCGGUUUGGUGCUGAAACAAAUACACAACGCGGAAGAGCUUCUCGAGUUGCUUGCUUUGGGUAAUCAAAACCGAACGCAGCAUCCAACAGAUGCUAAUGCGGAAAGUAGUCGCAGCCAUGCUAUCUUUCAAGUCCAUAUUCGAAUGGUAGAUAAAAUCACAGGACAAAAGAAAACUGUAAAACUAUCAAUGAUCGAUUUGGCUGGAAGCGAACGGGCUGCUAGCACAAAAGGUAUUGGAGUCAGAUUCAAAGAGGGCGCCAACAUCAACAAAAGCUUGCUAGCCCUGGGUAAUUGCAUAAAUAAAUUGGCCGAUGGUUUGAAACACAUUCCGUACAGAGAUUCAAAUCUAACCCGUAUUCUAAAGGACAGCCUUGGAGGAAACUGCCAAACAUUGAUGAUAGCGAAUGUGUCGCCAUCAUCACUCACAUAUGAAGAUACGUACAAUACCUUGAAAUACGCUUCCAGAGCCAAAAAGAUUCGAACCACUCUAAAACAAAACAUAGUGCCAACAAAUGUUCCGAAAGAGUUCUUGGUUAAAAAGGUCAAUGAACAAGCAGCUGAAAUAGAUCGAUUGAAGUCUAAACUUAAGUUAUUAGAAGAGCAAAUACCGACAGCCACAAAACACACUGCUGCUGUACCAGUUAACGUUGUGAAGUUCGACGAAAUUCUGCUGAAUACAUGGCGUUCCCGAAUCGAUAACUGUUUCUCAAUCGUCAAGAAAGCACAAGAACACUGCUUCAAUCUACAGAGCAAGGAGAAGCUGUUAAAUCUACGUACAAAACUGAAAGAACAUGCGGAAUGUAUCAAGAAAAUAUUUACACUGGAUGGGAAACAUCUUAAUGAGGACAUUACUCGACUGGAAGCUUCGAUUGAUCGUUUUAGCAAGCAGAUUGCCCGACAGAGAGAUGAAUUGAAUCGCUGGACCAAACGAUACAAAGAUGCUUAUAAAAGUCUGAAAACACUUCGCACGGAAGUGGACUCGUCUGAGGUCGCCAACUCCCUCAAUGCUCACUUCAAAGCGAAAGAACAAGAACUUGCCGUUGCCAAAUCUCAUCUUAAGAUGAUUCACGUGGUAAAAAUUAAUCAAAUCUAUGUCGACGAAAACCGACAGUGGGAAAAGAUUUCUCAGCUGAGUGCCGAUAUUAUUCAGCAGAACUAUUUACUGCUAAGAAAUAUGGACUGCCUGGACAAUACUACAUUGGAGAAAAUGGAAAAAUUGAUACGUUUGAACCACUGUCAACGAGGAGUGAAAUUUGCUGACGACAACGACAAUGAUGAAUUAACUAAAGAAAGUAACGUUAACGAUACGAGCAUAGAUGAUAUUACGAAUCUCUCUGACUGUGCUGAGAAGGGAGACGUCGAUGAUGAUGAGGAAGUGGAUUUAGGAGUCAAGCGGCUAAAAACGGAUGAUGAUGCAAUGGAUACCGAACAGGACGCGAAAAGUUACAAAAACGAAGCAAAUUUGGUAGAAUUUAAAAAACCCAAACCUUUACGCCCCUUGAAUUUUAAAGCACAAAGUUUGAGUGUGAAAACAACUGUUACCCGUAAAACACCCACUAAAGCUCAGAAAACAACUACAAUCACGCAAUUUAAAGUGCCAAAACUAGUUCUAAGUGGUCCAUCGAAACCAUCCAGUGCUAAAAAGCGCCCCAAUCUAUCGCAUUCUUCAACAUCAUCCAAUGAUGCCAGUGAUUGUUCCGACGGACCCGAUGAAAACGUUGAAAAUGUAAACAGCACAUUCCGUAUCGAUUCGCCGAAAAACUCUGCUAGCUCGCUGUUUUCAAAUGUGCUGGUAGAAAGUAAAUUGGAUCCAAAAGUUUUGAACAAAGUACUUCGUCGCGCGUCCACUAAAGGUAAUGUCAUUUCUAAAGUCACCUUAACGCUAAAUAAGGAAAAUCGUAAAAUCAGUCCCAAACGAGUAGGAAAAAGUCCAAGACCGUUGCUACGAACAACAAGUCGAACGCAUACUUCAGCUGCCAACGUUAUCAAUAGGUACCGAAUGAUGAAGGCUGGAGCAAUAGCAGGUUCCUCAUCGAUAAUGCGACCUCCUAUCAGUACAACUACAUCAACAACUACGAAACAAGGUUACGACAGUGACGGAGAUCGAAAAGGUCGUUCUGGAAAGAAAUAAUCUACCCAAGAGUGGUUAACCUGUAUAAUUGUUCGUUUGCAAACCUGUAUCAUUUUCGGUGUUUAAAUCUACUAUAUGUAUAUUUGUAAGAUUCAUAUUACUUUAUUGCAAGUGAUUGAAUGAAGGUGAAAAUGUUGAUCGUGUUCAUCUUUUAAUUUUGAGGAAAUUUAUUUUAAAUAAAAGAAACUAUAAAUACAGAA